AUGGAGCCGGACCCCCGAGGUCUUCCUUUCCGCUGCUGGGCUGGGCGGCCAGGCACGAGCCCCCCGGGGCCGGCGGGCCGGCGCUCUGCCCAUGCUCAGAGGCCCCGCGGCGGUGGGCGGGGACGUCAGGGCGAGUCCGGCGGGCGGGCGGGAGGCGGAGGGCCGGCCGGGCCCGCCCCCCGGCUGGGCUGGGCUGGGCUGGGCUGGGCUGGGGCCAGCGCGCCUCGCCGGCCGGCCGGCCCCCGACGAGCAGGAGCGGGGAUGGCGGCGGCGGCGGCCCCGGAGCGGCGGGCCUUCGCGCACCGCCUCAACCGGACGGUGGCGGCUGAGGUGCGGAAGCAGGUGUCCCGGGAGUACGGCAGCUCCCCCCAGCUCUCCAAGAAGCACGGUGGCCUCCCACAGUCGGUGCCUUUAACAGAAGUGGUGGAGCCGGUGGACUUGGAGGAAUACAUAAAUAGCCACCUGUCGGACAUUGAGCCUGGCCCUCUCCAUGACCUGGUGGAGUUCCCUGCGGAUGAUCUGGAGGUGAUCCAUGAACCCCGGGACUGCCGGACGCUGGAGCCCGGUGUCCCCAAAGAUGGAAAACAGGAUGCCCGGGUACGAGACGCCGUGCAAAUCUACAUGGGGGACUGGGUCGUUGUCCAGAGGAAGUACCAAAGGCUGAGCACCAUGUACACCCCCAACACCGCCGAGAGGCAAAGGGACCAGCAGAAGGAGCUGCCCAGGCAAGACUUCGAACUCGACGAGGCGGCUGAGGAGCGCGGCAGCCAGGGCGACCCGGACGACCAGAAGCGCUGCUCGGCCUCUCUGGACGACACGCCCCGAGGCAGCUGGGCCUCCAGCAUCUUUGACCUGAAGAACUGCGUGGCCGACUCCCUGCUGCCCUCCCUGCUGGCGCGCACUGCUCUCGAGGAGGUGGACCGCAGGAACGAGGAGCAGCGCAAGGAGAACCGGCACGGCGAGAUGCUGGCCCUCUACCCCGCCCCUGACGAGGACGAGGCGGUGGAACGCUGCAGCAUCCCGGAAGUCCCCAAGGAGCACUUUGGCCAGCGGAUCUUGGUGAAAUGUUUGUCUCUGAAGUUUGAGAUUGAGAUCGAGCCCAUCUUUGGAUCCCUGGCGCUCUACAAUGUGAAAGAGAAGAAAAAGAUUUCUGAAAACUUUUAUUUUGAUCUCAACUCGGAGCACACGAAGGGUCUCCUGCGCGCCCACGGGGGCCACCCGGCCAUCAGCACCCUGGCUCGCUCGGCUGUCUUUUCCCUCACUCACCCCUCUCCAGACAUCUUCUUGGUGAUCAAGCUGGAGAAGGUGCUUCAGCAGGGGGACGUCAGCGAGUGCUGUGAGCCGUACGUGGUCCUGAAGGAGGCAGACGCUGCGAAGAACAAGGAGAAGCUGGAGCGGCUGCGGGGGGCCGCCGAGCAGUUCUGCGCGCGCCUGGGCCAGUACCGCAUGCCCUUCGCCUGGACAGCCAUCCACCUCCCGAACAUUAUCAGCAGCGCCGGCAUGCUCGAGAGGGAGGCUUCCGAGCCGGAGGGCGAGUGCAAAGGCACCUGGAAUGAGCGCAAGAGGAAAGCCCACGAGCGCAUGAGUGUUGGGGAGGAGACAUGCAGCUUCGGCAACUUCCGCCCUGCGACGCUCACAGUCACCAAUUUCUUCAAGCAGGAGGCCGACCGUCUCAGUGAUGAAGACUUGUACAAGUUCCUGGCAGACAUGAGGCGACCCUCGUCUGUCCUGCGGAGGCUGCGGCCCAUCACAGCCCUGCUGAAGAUUGACAUUUCACCGGUGCCGGAGAGCCCCCAGUACUGCCUGUCCCCAGAGCUGCUGCACGUCCAGCCUUACCCUGACCUCCGGGUCCGGCCCACCAAAGAGAUCCUGGAGUUCCCUGUCAGGGAGGUCUACACGCCUCACACGACGUAUCGGAACCUGCUCUAUGUUUACCCCCAAAGCCUGAACUUCAGCAGCCGUCAGGGCUCCGUGCGGAACAUCGCAGUGAAGCUGCAGUUCAUGGCGGGAGAAGGCCCCGGGCAGGCCUUGCCGGUGAUCUUUGGAAAAUCAAGUUGCAGUGAGUUUGUAAAAGAGGCCUACACAGCUGUGGUGUACCAUAACAAGUCCCCCGAGUUUUACGAGGAGUUCAAGCUGAAGAUCCCGGCCAAUCUGACGGACAGCCACCACCUCCUGUUUGUCUUUUACCACGUGAGCUGUCAGCAGAAGCAGAACACACCUCUGGAGACCCCGGUUGGCUACACAUGGAUCCCUCUCAUGCAGCACGGGCGGCUGCGGACGGGCCAGUUCUGCCUCCCGGUGUCCGUGGACAAGCCUCCACCCAGCUACUCCAUGCUCACCCCUGAUGUCCAGUUGCCGGGCAUGAAGUGGGUGGACAACCACAGGGGGGUCUUCAGUGUGGAGGUGCUGGCCGUUUCCUCUGUCCACACUCAGGACCCGUUCCUCGACAGGUUUUUCACGCUGACCCACGUGCUGGAGGAAUACUCCUUUCCUUUCCGACUGAAAGACGUGAUCCUGACAGAGAGCAACAUGGAGUCUGAGCUGAAAUCCAGCGUGGCCAACCUCCGCGUGGCCAGCCUGGAGCCCCUCGUCGCCUUCAGCCACCAGGUCCUCAACAAGCUCAUCCAGCUGAUGGUGCGCCCACCUGUAAUUGGCGGGCAGACAGUGAGCAUGGGCCGUGCUGCCUUCGAAGCCAUGGCGGGGAUGGUGAACCAGAUCCAUAGGAGCCUCGAGGGCAGCCACGACCAGCACGGCCGCAACCAUCUCUUGUCCUCCUACAUCUUCUAUGUCUUCCAUCUGCCUGUGGUGGAACCAGGCUUGCCAGAAACUGGGAUGCUGCCUCCCAGUGGCUCCGCUCCGUGCUCCACAUUGUCCCGCGCAAGUGGGCGUCCGGCCAGCCUUAAUCUCUCCCGUUCCAAGAGCAUCAGCAACAGCAACCCAGAUCUGACCACCUCACCGGACUCCCCAGAUGAGCAGGCUCAGAAGACCAACAACAGCAGCAGCAGCAGGGGGAUCGACCGCUCGCAUUCCUGGGUCAAUUCUGCUUAUGCCCCUGGGGGCCCGAAGAACCUGCUCCGCAGAAACCACCCAAACUCCAGCACGGACCUGAAGCAGGCGGCUGGGCGAACUCCUCAUCGUCUCUCCUCCUGUCUCGAGGGCGCCACUUUUGCUCCAGCCACCCCGAUGAGGCCAACAACCAGAAAGCUGCUUCAUGAAGAGCUGGCCCUGCAGUGGGUGGUGAGCGCCAGUGCCGUGCGAGAAGCAGCCCUGCACCAAGCUUGGUUCUUCUUCCAACUGAUGGUGAAGAGCAUGGCGCACCACCUGUUCCUCUGUGACAAGCUAGAGGCUCCUCGCAAGCUGCGCUUUCCCAGCCGUUUUGUUGAUGACGUCUCAGCCCUGGUGUGUGCCGUCAGCGCGGAGGUUGCCAGCCGUUGCCAGAAGGAUGCGGAGCUGGUGGAACAUCUCAACAGCAGCCUUGCAUUUUUCCUCAAUGACCUACUCUCCCUCAUGGAUCGAGGCUUUGUCUUUCACCUUCUGCGCUCCUAUUACAAGCAGAUCAACAACCGGCUGCUGGCCACCCAGAACCCAAACGCCCUGGUGGCCCUCAGGAUGGACUUCAUCCGCAUCGUCUGCAGCCACGAGCAUUACGUCACGCUCAACCUGCCCUGCAGUGGCCUGUCUCCGCCUGCCUCCCCCUCCCCUUCUGUCUCCUCGGCAACCUCUCAGGGUUCGGCCUUCUCCAGCCACACGCAGGACCAACGAGUGGCCAACAUGUUUGAGCUCUCCGUGGCCUUCCGGCAGCAGCACUUCCUGGCGGGGCUGGUGCUGAUGGAGCUGGCCCUCAUCCUGGAGCCGGACGCCGAGGGGGCCUUCUUCCUGCACAAAAAGGCUGUCAGUACACUACACAACCUCCUGUGCAGCCAUGACGGGGACCUGCGCUACGCGGACAGCGCUGUGCGGGCCCAGGUGGCCCAGCUGUACUUGCCACUGAUCGGCAUUGUGAUGGACGCCCUGCCCCGGCUCUGUGACUGCACCGAGACCCACAGCCAGCGGGGACGGCUGGCCUCCGUCCUGGGGGAGGAAGGAGACGGGGAAGGCGGCACCAUCAGCCACUCGGUCGCCAUGGCCAUUGCGGGCUCUCCCCUGCCCCACUCCCACCGGCCCAGCCUCUUCCAGAUGCCGUCCGUGCCUCCUCGCCAGUACAGCAUGCUGUCAGCCGAGGUGAGCCGCACGCUGCUGGCGUGCCUCCUCUGGGUCCUGAAGAACGCAGACAGCGCGUUGCUGCACCGCUGGUUGGCCGACCUCUCUGCCUUGCAAGUGAAUCGGCUCCUGGACCUCCUCUACCUCUGCAUCUCCUGCUUCGAAUACAAGGGCAAGAAGACCUUGGAGCGCAUCAACAGCCUGACUUUCAAGAAGUCUCUGGAUAUGAAAGCCCGUCUGGAGGAAGCCAUCCUGGGCACCAUCGGCGCUCGCCAGGAGAUGGUUCGGCGCAGUCGAGAGCGCAGCCCCUUUGGAAACCACGAGAACGUUCGCUGGAGGAAGAAUAUCACCCACUGGAGGCAGAACUCAGACAAAGUGGACAAGUCCAAAGAGGAGAUGGAGCAUGAGGCUCUGGUGGAUGGGAAUUUGGCCACGGAGGCCAACAUGGUGGUGCUGGACACGCUGGAGGUCAUCGUACAGACGGUGAUCUUAUCGGAAGCCAAGGAGAGCGUCCUGAGCGGGGUGCUGAGGGUGCUUCUUCACAGCAUGGCCUGUACGCCGAGCGCCGCUUUCCUGCAGCACUGUUUUGCCACCCAGAGAGCCUUAGUCAGCAAGUUCCCCGAAAUGCUGUUCGAGGAGGACACGGAGCUGUGUGCCGACCUGUGCCUGCGGCUUCUGCGGCACUGCAGCAGCAGGGUGGGCACCAUCCGAGCGCACGCCAGCGCCUCCCUCUACUUGCUGAUGCGGCAGAACUUUGAGAUGGGCAACAACUUUGCCCGAGUGAAGAUGCAGGUCACGAUGUCGCUCUCCUCGCUUGUGGGAACAUCACCGAAUUUCAAUGAGGAGCACUUGCGGCGCUCACUGAAGACGAUCCUGACCUAUGCCGAGGAGGACAUGGAACUCCGGGACACCACCUUUGCCGAGCAGGUUCAAGACCUUGUCUUCAAUCUGCACAUGAUCCUGACUGACACAGUGAAGAUGAAGGAACAUCAGGAGGACCCCGAGAUGUUGAUUGACCUGAUGUACAGGAUAGCCAAGGGCUACCAGACCUCCCCGGACCUGAGGCUGACAUGGCUGAAGAACAUGGCCGCCAAGCAUUCUGAGCGUGGGAACCAUGCCGAGGCAGCCCAGUGCCUGGUGCACUCGGCAGCCCUGGUGGCCGAAUACCUGAGCAUGCUGGAGGACUGCCCCUACCUGCCGGUGGGCUGUGUCACUUUCCAGAACAUCUCUUCCAACGUGCUGGAGGAGUCUGCCAUCUCCGACGACGUCCUGUCCCCCGACGAAGAGGGCAUCUGCUCCGGGAAGUGCUUCACCGAGCAGGGGCUGGUGGGGCUGAUGGAGCAGGCGGCCUCCUCGUUUACGAUGGGUGGGCUCUACGAGGCCCUCAACGAGGUCUACAAGAUCCUCAUCCCCAUCCAUGAAGCCAACCGCGACUUUAAGAAGCUGGCGGUCCUCCACGGCAAACUGCACGAUGCCUUCGGCAAGAUCGCCAACCAGGCCUCUGGCUGGGAGGUGACUUAGAGGAUGUUUGGGACAUAUUUUCGGGUUGGCUUCUAUGGUUCCAGGUUUGGGGACCUGGAUGAACAGGAGUUUGUGUACAAGGAACCAUCCAUCACCAAAUUAGCUGAGAUCUCUCACCGACUGGAGGAGUUCUAUGCCGAGCGCUUUGGGGAUGAAGUGGUCGAGAUCAUCAAAGACUCUAACCCUGUGCAGAAGAACAAGUUAGAUCCGAACAAGGCGUACAUCCAGUUAACUUACGUGGAGCCGUUCUUUGACACGUAUGAGCUGAAGGACCGCAUCACGUACUUUGACAAGAACUACAACCUGCGCACCUUCAUGUUCUGCACACCCUUCACGCUGGACGGACGAGCGCACGGGGACCUCCACGAACAGUUCAAGCGCAAGACCCUGCUCACCACCUCUCACGCCUUCCCCUACAUCAGGACCCGCAUCAACGUGAUCCGCAAGGAGGAGAUCGUUCUCAUCCCUAUUGAGGUGGCCAUUGAGGACAUGCAGAAGAAGACCCUGGAGCUGGCCUUCGCCACCCACCAGGACCCAGCUGACGCCAAGAUGCUGCAGAUGGUGUUGCAGGGGUGUGUCGGCACCACAGUUAAUCAGGGACCCCUGGAAGUGGCACAGGUCUUUUUGGCGGAGAUCCCGGAUGACCCCAAGCUGUAUCGGCACCACAACAAGCUGAGGCUCUGCUUCAAGGACUUUGCCAAGAGGUGUGAAGAUGCCCUCCGCAAGAACAAGGCCCUGAUUGGGCCGGACCAGCGUGACUAUCACCGGGAGCUGGAGAGGAAUUACCAGCGCCUGAAGGAAGCCCUGCGCCCGCUGCUCAACCGCAGGAUCCCCCAGCUGUAUGCCCCAGUUGCCCCGUAUUUUGCACAUAGAAACUCUUUCAGCAGAUUGAGUAUGCGGAAGAUGGAAGCCUAG
Messenger RNA from Euleptes europaea (tarantolino), 6636 nucleotides. RefSeq names its product dedicator of cytokinesis 6 (gene DOCK6). Gene Ontology annotation, biological process: small GTPase-mediated signal transduction; positive regulation of GTPase activity. Lineage: Eukaryota; Metazoa; Chordata; Lepidosauria; Squamata; Sphaerodactylidae. Gene Ontology annotation, cellular component: cytosol. Gene Ontology annotation, molecular function: guanyl-nucleotide exchange factor activity. The record is from RefSeq and is a predicted model, not a curated record. The transcript is spliced from 50 exons.